Messenger RNA from Zophobas morio, 1288 nucleotides. RefSeq lists its product as uncharacterized. Gene Ontology annotation, molecular function: protein binding. The transcript has 13 exons. Bases 254 to 1267 code for a protein of 337 amino acids. The record is from RefSeq and is a predicted model, not a curated record. Gene Ontology annotation, cellular component: nucleus. NCBI's taxonomy places the organism in Eukaryota, Metazoa, Arthropoda, Insecta, Coleoptera, Tenebrionidae.
CAUUUCUUAACUUUUUAAAAAAGACGGCGCUUUUAAGUCAUAAAAAAACCGUUUCGACUUGUAUUCUUAAAAUUGGUUGAGUGUUGUAAGAGGCUACCUAACCUCUCACGCCUGAAACAAUUCUCGUCGUUCGUGUGCUUUGACUGUCUUCAACGAUAAGACUUUCAAUACCUUUUCGUUGGUGGCUUUCUAGCUAAGAUUUGAUACCAAUGGUAAACUAACUUCCAAGUUUUCUCAAUCAACUUUUCUACUUAUGUCCAAUAACGAAGAUAAAACUUUGACCUACGAGUCAUUGUGUGACCUUUCGUAUAUUGAUUGGAGUAAAAAGGCCGGAAGUUUGAAUUUGGCAGCUUGUACAUAUUUGCUUAAUGAAUUUAACAAGAUAGAAAUAUUAUCCCUCAAAAGUCAUGAAGAUAAAAAUCUUGUCCAUAAUUAUUCGCUUUUAACAAAUCUUCCAUGCACAGCUAUAAGAUGGUGUCCUUCUCCUUUAAACGCCACUUUGCUUUGUUGUAGUAGCGACAAAAUUAGAAUAUGGCAAACAAAAGAUUUGGAAAACCCGGAGAGCUCCUCACAUUUACAAUAUUCUGCCGUGAUACUUCCCGUGAGGAACGACACUUUAUUCACUGCUCUGGACUGGAACUAUUUUGAUCCUGGGUUAAUUGCUGCUUGUGGUAUUAAUGCUCAAGUGACAGUCUGGAAUGCCUCGAGCUGUCAAGUAUUUUCCCAAGUUCUCGCUCACGAUGGCGAAAUUUAUGAUAUCAAGUUCGGGUCAGAAUCUAUUUUUUCCACCUGUGGAGACGACGGCACCUUAAGAGCAUUUGAUCUACGUUGUCUUGAACAUUCCAGCAUCAUUUACGAGUCUGAGACGCCUCUCCUUCGCUUAUCCUGGAAUAACUCUAACUCAAACUACAUUGCUACUUUUGGACUUGACGAUCUCAGCGUGACGGUGGUAGACUUGCGCGUGCCGGCUAUCCCCGUUUACAAGCUGGCAGGACAUUUUCUACAAGUCUCCGCCAUUGAGUGGUCCCCUGGGCGUGCCAACCACUUGUGGAGCACAGGCUACGAUAAGCAAAGCUUAUUGUGGAAUCUGAACGAAAAUAGUGCAGGUGCUAAUCAAGCUCCCAUUGUAAAAAUGACUGAGGAGAGCGCGAUUCACGACGUGAAGUGGACCUCUUACGAAAUCGAUAAUUCGAACGAAUGGAUUAUUAUGGCGCUGGGAAAUCAGGUUAAAGCCACUAAAGUGCAAACGUUGCUAACCGAACUUUAAAUCAAAAAAAUACUUAAUAGC